This is a messenger RNA of Lucilia sericata (common green bottle fly), 372 nucleotides long. RefSeq lists its product as uncharacterized. The record is from RefSeq and is a predicted model, not a curated record. NCBI's taxonomy places the organism in Eukaryota, Metazoa, Arthropoda, Insecta, Diptera, Calliphoridae. The transcript has a single exon. The coding region runs from base 1 to 372 and encodes 123 amino acids.
AUGGUGACAAAUGGAACCACAUACGCACUUUUGCGUCAGCUCGAAAUGUUGGAUGAUCGUUCUGUUCGUUUUGAUCGAAAUGAUUCUCUUCAAAUAAUGGCUAAGCGUGCUUCUGAAUUAAUUCAAAAACAAUUCGUUCGCAACGAAAAAUCUUAUAACCUACGAGCCAAAACUAUAACCUAUAAUGAGGGACAAGAAGUUUAUAGACGUAACUUUAAGCAAAGUAACUUUGAGAAGAAUUAUAAUGCUAAACUUGCACCCAAUUUUGUCAAAGCUCGUGUAAGGAAGAAACUAGGAAACAGUUAUUAUGAACUGGAGGAUCUGCAAGGAAAUCUUCUUGGAAAUUACCACGCAAAGGAUAUUCGCCAGUGA